GCGAUCCGGGCGACCUUUAACUCGUAUUAACAUCUUCUUUUUCGUGUCUUUUUUGAGUGCUCACUCACCAGUCGGCGAGCGGCGAAGCGCGAGGAAGGACGGGGGAUGGGGAAGUACAUGACGAAGUGCGGCAAAGGGGCCGGGGAACUGUCGGUGAUGGAGGUGACCCAAGUGGCCGGAGUGACGACGAGGGCGAGGGCACUCGCUAUCGCCUCUGCUGCUGACGCUGCCGCCGUCACGGCGGUACCGAAGCGAAGGAAGGCGGAAGUGGCGCCUGCGCCUUCGGAAUUGGUGCAGACCUCCUCCUACAUUCAGCUCCGAAGCCGCCGUCUCGUCAUGACCGGCCGCAGGGAGGAUCUGCCGCCUCCACGAAAUUCUCUUAAUUCGGCCUUCAGUUGGGCGACCACAGAGAAGGUGGCCUCCCGUUCCUCGAGCAACGCGUCCAGCGACGUGAUGGUUGAGGAGCCAGAUGGCGAGAUUUUGGAGUCUUCUAACUGCAAGGACAUCGACAGUGCCAGACGAACUAGGAGAGAAGCUCGACAUUCGAGCGCGGCACGACUCGAAGGGGGAGAUUUGGAAUCGACGGCGAGGACGACGACGACGAGUACGAGAACUACGCCGACGAAGUCAGAGAUCGAGGAAUUCUUCGACGCGGCCGAGAGAGACCAAGCUCUGCGCUUCGCCGACAAGUACAACUACGACGUCAUCAACGACGUUCCGUUGAACGGCCGCUUCCGGUGGGUUCCAAUCGACCUAUGAAGCGGAGACUAAAAUUAUCAAAAAAAAAAAACUUUUUAAUGUUUAUUUUAGUUUUCGAUCUGGAGACUGGACGUUUCUUCUAGAAGCCAUGUACAGCUUUCUGCAACUUAAACCCACCUCCUGUACUAGAGAUUACAUCGAAGAAGAAGCAGCAGCAGCUAAGCAACUUUUUCA
Messenger RNA from Zingiber officinale, 933 nucleotides. Its product is annotated as cyclin-dependent kinase inhibitor 1-like. Gene Ontology annotation, cellular component: nucleus. Bases 106 to 759 code for a protein of 217 amino acids. Gene Ontology annotation, molecular function: cyclin-dependent protein serine/threonine kinase inhibitor activity. Gene Ontology annotation, biological process: negative regulation of cyclin-dependent protein serine/threonine kinase activity. The record is from RefSeq and is a predicted model, not a curated record. The transcript has 4 exons. NCBI's taxonomy places the organism in Eukaryota, Viridiplantae, Streptophyta, Magnoliopsida, Zingiberales, Zingiberaceae.